Molecule: messenger RNA, 1617 nt
Organism: Babesia bigemina
Lineage: Eukaryota; Apicomplexa; Aconoidasida; Piroplasmida; Babesiidae
Product: UPF0465 protein C5orf33 homolog
Exons: 5
Coding region: 1-1617 (538 amino acids)
Biological process (GO): NAD+ metabolic process
Cellular component (GO): mitochondrion
Molecular function (GO): NAD+ kinase activity
Source: RefSeq, a predicted model, not a curated record
AUGAUGUCGCGGUGUGUAAGGGCGUAUAUGGGCGCCCUGAGGCUCGGAGGAGCCUCGUCGGCUCUCAGUCGGCAGCGAUGCGACUCAUUGCAUGGGACCCAUCGGCCGCUCCUGUCCCUAGCACGGGCAUCGCUCGGACACGCCAACGAUCGGAAUACACAGCCGCCGAUCAGCAGUGAGCUACAGGACAAGUUCAAGCAGCUUAAAAUCAAAGAAGUGCUUGUGCUGGAAAAAAUCACCAAAUACGACCUGGAGCGCAAAAAUGGACUGACCGACUCGGAGAUUCGCGAACGGUUUCCACUGGCCUACAGGACCCACCGAACACACCUGGGCAUCAUGGACGCACUCAUGCGCCUUCUGAAGGAGCGCUACCGCCUCCGCACCAUCGCCGUAAAGGCGCAGUCGCACAACCUCGUGCUGAGCGAUUUGGAGAGGUCCGGCUUCUCACUCGACCUCAUUAUCAGUGCGGGCGGGGACGGUACCUUCCUCGAGGCCGCGGCGCUGUUGCCGCCAUCGCAAACAUCUCUCCAGCGACCCUGGAUUGUUGGACUCAAUACCGACCCUGAACGGUCGGUUGGGGCCAUGUGCAUGUCCUACUUCAAGAGGGGGGGCAUGGUGUUUCGGCGCUAUUCCGGCGAACAGCGCACGGAGCCGGACGACUCGCCCAAGCAGAACAUGAUCCGGUUCACCGAGUCGGAUGCGCUCAUCAGGAAGGAGUGCGCAUCCGACACCAUCAGCGAAAAGGAGUGGAAUAACCUCACCAAGGCCUCCUUUUGCGAUACGCAUCACGACGGCAGCGACACGCGGGACCACUGCACCGUCAUAUCCAAGCAUGUCGCCAACAUCUACAACAUUACCUACGAUGACUAUGUAGGGAGCCUGCUCGAACGGCUUAUCGUGAACCGCGAUUACGUGCCCGUUGCGCGGCAGAAGAUUCGGAUCAAAAUGUUCAAGAGGCAGAGCGCCGCGGAACAGGAGAUCGUGGCGACCAAGGGAGACUCAACCUUUAUAGAGGACAACCUCUUCUGCGGGACGGAGUCGAGCUUCACCGAGGACGACCUCGAUGCCGAAGCCUGCGCAAGUGGCGACGGGGUCAUCCCCUACGGCGCCGUGAACGACGUCAUCAUCGCAGACAAAAAUUUCGGGAAGACCUUCUACGGCCUGGUGCAAGUGGACGCCUUGCCGAUCAUACGGGUCAAAAGCAGCGGCGUGCUCGUGUCAACAGGCACGGGAUCCACGGCGUGGGCCUACAACAUGUGCAAAAUGAGCAUGGACAACGGGUUCCGGCUGCUGAACCAUCUCAUCAACCACCGCUCAUUCCCCAAGGAGGCGGCGAAGGUGAUCGAUGCCAAGAUGAUGCGCGAGGCCAUCGAGGAGCACAAUGCGGGCCUCGUGUUCGACGCGUCGCAAAGCACUCUGAAAUGCAUCAUACGCGAGUCGAUCAGCGACACGUCCACCGUCGACGCGACGUCGUUCAUGGGACGGCAGGUCAAGCUGCUGUCGCUGUCCAAAAACGCCAGACUCGUCAUUGACGGCUCCAGGAUCAUGAAGGUCGACUACGGCGACGUGGUGGUGCUCAAGACAUUCGAAUCGGACACCAUAUGGAGCUGCGUGUGA